AUGGCGCCUGGAUCCGUCUCCUCCACGCUCCUGCAAAGCGCCAGUCUUCUGGGGUCUCUCCUCGCCGUCUGCGUCGCUCACGAAGUCAAUAUCCUCGACUCAAAGAGCGCACUGGGGGAGCCUGGCUGGAUUGCCUCACCACCUGAAGGGUGGGAAGAAAUAAGCGGGUACGAUGAGUUCCACACGCCCAUUCAGAUGUACCAAGUCUGCCACGUGAUGAAGCCCAACCAGAACAACUGGCUGCGGACUAACUGGAUGAUGCGCGGCGGUGCCCAGCGCGUCUUCCUCGAGCUCAAGUUCACGCUGCGCGACUGCAACAGCAUCCCGGGCAUCUCGGGCACGUGCAAGGAGACCUUCAACGUCUACUACCACGAGUCGGACAGCGAGCGCGUGUCCGGCAUCCACGAGAGCCAGUACGUGAAGGUGGACACCAUCGUGGCCGACGAGACCUUCACCGAGAUCGAUCUGGUCGGCCGCAUCAUGAAGCUGAACACGGAGGUGCGUGACGUGGGCCCCCUCGCCAAGAAGGGCUUCCACCUGGCCUUCCAGGAUGUGGGUGCAUGCAUCGCGCUCGUGUCCGUGCGCGUGUACUACAAGCGCUGCCCACGCACCGUGCGUGGCCUGGCCGUCUUCCCCGACACGGUGACGGGCGCCGAAUCUUCCUCGCAUGUCGAGGUGCGCGGGGCAUGCGUCGAGAACUCGGUCGAGGAGGAGGCGCCGCGCAUGUUCUGCAGCGCCAAUGGCAAGUGGCUCAUGCCCGUCGGGAGGUGCGUCUGCGGCCCCGGCUACGAGCAGGCGGUGGAUGGGUGCCAAGGUGUUUUGUGCAGCAGGAAUCUUCACGACGAGUUCGCAAAUAAGUCGGCCGCUCUCGUCUGGCACAGCCACCAAGGGAGGAGGAAGUGGAGGAAGCACCCCAAGUUGGGGUUGCUGCUCCGACAAGCCAACAGCUGCUACCCAAAGUUCAUUUAUUAGGUAGAGCCCUGUGAGCCAUUCGGCUCUUGAAUCGGGUGCAACCGCAACAAACAAAAAAACAAAAACAUGAACAAAAAACAUCUUAAAGCAGUGGUUCUUAACCUUUUUGGAGGUACCGAACCCCACCAGUUUCAUAUGCGCAUUCACUGAACCCUUCUUAAUUGGAAAAAAUAACCUCCGCCGAACCCCUGAGACUGACUCACCGAACCUCUGAGGUUCGAUCGAACCCAGGUUAAGAACCAAUGCUUUAAAUAGAAAUAAAAAUUUCAUCUCGACGUUAAGUCCUGUUAUUUGGUUGCUUCUUUUAAUAACGCGUGGGAUGGACCGGGUGUCGCCGUGCUGAGAACAGUGCGCGAUGAAACCGACCACCUGAGUUUGAUUCUCCGUCACAGUGUACACACACACACAGUGUGUACACACACAGUGUGUACACACACACACACGGUGUCUACAGUCUACACACACACAGUGUGUGUACACACACAGUCUACACACACACAGUGUACACACAGUGUCUACAAACAGUCUACACACACAGUGUGUACACACACAGUGUUUUGUCGGGGACACAAAGGCGGCCGGGCGUGCCUCGUUCCUAUGGCGGGGCUAGUUGUGGUGCUCACUUUACGACGGCCGGAGGUGUUGAUGAUGGUGAUGACGAUGUGAGUUGAGUCGUCCCCCAACCAGGGAUUGAACUGGCACCCUUCUUCGUUCGAUGGUUAUUAUUUGUUGACGGUAAUAAUUUUGAUGUUGGGUUUAAAGUUACCUUUGCUGAAUGCGCCUAUUGACACUGGGCGUGUGUUGAUUAAAAGCAGUGCAACAUGUGUGGAGGAUAGAACUAAAUUGCCAAUAUAGAGUUUGACGUAAAAUUUAGGGAGCAAAACCCCAGCACUCAACUUGAUUUUCAGGUUACGGUUCAGAGGAAAUUAUUUGGUGGUUGCUGAAAACUUUACAGUUUCAAAUAUUCUGGAAUGCGUCCGAAGAAGUAUUCAAAAGGUCGACCGAACAUGCAAACAGUAGUGAAUGGAACCCAGUGUUAAAAUAGCAACGUAAUAAAUAUUUCUUGCAAAC
This is a messenger RNA of Lethenteron reissneri (Far Eastern brook lamprey), 2043 nucleotides long. RefSeq names its product ephrin type-A receptor 4-like. The record is from RefSeq and is a predicted model, not a curated record. Gene Ontology annotation, cellular component: dendrite; plasma membrane. NCBI's taxonomy places the organism in Eukaryota, Metazoa, Chordata, Hyperoartia, Petromyzontiformes, Petromyzontidae. Gene Ontology annotation, biological process: ephrin receptor signaling pathway; axon guidance; protein phosphorylation. Gene Ontology annotation, molecular function: ATP binding; protein binding; transmembrane-ephrin receptor activity.